This is a messenger RNA of Amorphotheca resinae ATCC 22711, 496 nucleotides long. RefSeq lists its product as hypothetical. The record is from RefSeq and is a predicted model, not a curated record. Gene Ontology annotation, biological process: cellular response to oxidative stress; cell redox homeostasis; hydrogen peroxide catabolic process. Gene Ontology annotation, molecular function: thioredoxin peroxidase activity. Lineage: Eukaryota; Fungi; Ascomycota; Leotiomycetes; Helotiales; Amorphothecaceae. Gene Ontology annotation, cellular component: peroxisome; mitochondrion; cytosol. The transcript is spliced from 4 exons. Bases 1 to 468 code for a protein of 155 amino acids.
AUGGUCCAAGUCGGAGACGCUAUUCCCAGCAUUGAGCUCGUGGAGGGGAACCCAGGAGGGAAGGUCAACCUCGCCACUGAGUUGGCUUCAGGACCUGGUCUGAUCAUUGGUGUUCCAGCGGCUUUCAGCCCUGCCUGCAGCGACUCGCACAUCCCCGGCUACAUCAACCACCCGAAGCUCUCGAGCGCCGGCAAGGUGUUCGUCGUCUCCGUCAACGAUGCUUUCGUCAUGAACGCGUGGGGCAAGUCCCUCGAUGCCGAGAAGAAGAGCGGCAUCCGCUUCCUGGGCGACCAUGACGGCUCCUUCACCCGCGCCCUGGACGUCGAGUUCCCGGCUGCCCCGUUCCUGGGCACCAACCGAAGCAAGCGCUACGCGAUCACGACCCUGGAUGGCAAGGUCAAGAGCGUGAACAUUGAGCCCGACAACCUUGGAACUGAUGUCUCCGUUGCUGAGAAGAUCCUCGCAUAAAUAAUGACACGAGAUGAUACGAUAUCCU